Molecule: messenger RNA, 3351 nt
Organism: Strongyloides ratti
Lineage: Eukaryota; Metazoa; Nematoda; Chromadorea; Rhabditida; Strongyloididae
Product: Probable ATP-dependent RNA helicase kurz
Exons: 2
Coding region: 1-3351 (1116 amino acids)
Biological process (GO): maturation of SSU-rRNA from tricistronic rRNA transcript (SSU-rRNA, 5.8S rRNA, LSU-rRNA)
Cellular component (GO): intracellular anatomical structure; nucleolus
Molecular function (GO): RNA binding; ATP binding
Source: RefSeq, a predicted model, not a curated record
AUGGACCGUAAACGAAAACAAAACAAUGAUGAUAAUGUUAAUAUUAUUGAUUCUUCAAAUGAUGUUGAAUAUGAAGCUUCACAUGAUAUAUCAAAUUCAAUUAUAUUAUCCUCAAAAAGUAAAAAGAAAAAGGUAACAGAACCAUGUAUUUCAACUAAAAAAUUAUCACGAAAAAAAGUUGAAAUGCAACAAAAAUACAAAGAAAAGAAGUUGGCUAAUUUAUCUAAAACUAAGAAAAAAAAGCUAGCUAGGGUUGCUGCAAGAAAAGAAGAAAAAAUAAAUUUAGAAAAUUUAUUUAGUGAGCUUCAGCAAUACCAAUCGCAAAGUGGUAAUUUAAGUUUAAUAACAAGUAGUAUGGAUGCAAAACGUAAAAAAGAUGACACAAAAUUUCCAUCAAAAGUCAAAUCCAUUGAUAAAGAUGUAUUAAAAAAGUGGGAAAAUGAUAAUGAUAGGGAGCAAAAAGAUUUUUUUGAAACUGAUUCAUCUUCUGAUGAUGAAGAUGUCGAAGAGGAAAUGAAACAAUUUUUUAAUAAACUUAAUCAAAAGAAAGAAAAUCAAGUUAUUAAAGAAGAAUGUAAUACUGAUACAUCUGUGGAAAAAAAUAAUUCUGUUACGAAAGAGAAAAUUAAGCCCAAUGAAAAGGAGGAUUUAUCACCAAUUGUAGGACCAAAAAUUGCAGUCAACAGACUAGACAGUAUACAAGCCCAGAGAUCAAGUUUACCUAUUUUUGCAGAAGAACAAGAAAUUGUUGAAUCUAUAAAUGAUAAUAUGGUAACAAUUAUAUGUGGUGAAACUGGUUCGGGUAAAACAACACAAAUACCACAAUUUUUGUAUGAAGCUGGAUACACAUCUAAAGGUCAUCUCAUUGGUAUUACUGAACCACGACGUGUUGCAGCCAUGAGUAUGGCAUCAAGAGUUGGAAUUGAAUUAAAUGAUACGGAUUUAUCAAGUUAUCAAAUUAGAUUUGAAGGUAAUAGAAAUAUAAAAACAAGAAUAUUAUUUAUGACCGAUGGUGUUUUGAUGCGUGAAUUACAGCAAGAUAUUAUGUUGUCAAAAUUUUCAGUUAUCAUUAUCGAUGAGGCACAUGAGCGUUCAAUGUAUUCAGAUAUCUUAAUUGGUAUUUUAUCAAGAAUUGUUCCGUUGCGAUCAAAAAAAGGAUUUCCAUUAAAAUUAAUAAUAAUGUCUGCAACAUUACAAUUAGAAGACUUCAUGCAAAAACACCUUUUUCCAACAAUAGAACCAAAAAUUAUUAAAGUUGAAACAAGACAAUUUCCAGUAACAAUUCAUUUUGAAAAGAAUACACCCAAUGACUUUUGUGAUGCUACAUUUAAAAAAGUUUGCCAGAUUCAUGAAAAAUUACCUCCAGGUGCAAUAUUAGUUUUUGUUAGUGGUCAAAUUGAUGUUGAAAGAAUUAUUAGAAAAUUGAAAGAACGUUAUCCAAUUAGUAAUAAACGUAGAAAGUUUCAAACAAAAAAUUUAAAAAAAGUUAAAGACGAAACAAAUCCUGACAUUGACGAGUUUGGUGUUAAUGAUGCUGCAUGUUUUGAUGAACAUUUAGAUGAUGAAAUUAUUUCAGAAAAAAGUACAGAAAUUCAUCCACCACCACCCGAUUCUCAGCCACUAUAUUGUUUACCAUUGUAUUCAUUAUUGUCAACAGAAAAGCAGAAAAGAAUUUUUAAUCCAAUACCUGAAAAAUCAAGACUUUGUAUAGUAGCAACAAAUGUUGCUGAAACAUCUAUAACUAUUCCUAAUAUUAAAUAUGUAAUUGAUUCUGGAAAAGAAAAAAGAAAAGAAUAUGAUGUAAUAACUGGUGUCAAUCGUUUUGUUGUAACUUGGUGUUCUCAAGCUUCAGCAAAUCAACGUUCUGGUAGGGCUGGACGUGUACAAGCAGGACAUGCAUAUAGAUUAUACUCAUCUGCUGUUUUUCAAGGUUUUGACAAAUUUUCAAUGCCAGAAAUUUUAAACAAACCUACAGAUCAACUUGUUUUACAUUUAAAAUCAAUGAAUAUUGUUAAAGUGAUAAAUUUUCCAUUUGUUACCAAACCAGAAGCUGAUCAAUUAGAAAUGAGUGAACAAAAAUUGGUUAAGAUGGGUGCAUUAAGUGUUGAAUUGAAUGGUCAAGUAAAAGAAGCUAAAAUAACAAAAUUAGGUAGAACAUUAGCAGCACUUCCAUUAUCACCAGAAUACGGUAAAAUGUUAAUAAUGGCUAAUCAAAAAAAUCUGUUUAAUUAUGCUAUAACAUUAGCUGCAAUACUAAGUGUAAGGGAACCCCUAAUUUCAUUAAGAUCAAUUAAAGGAAAAGACAAUGAAAAUACAAUGACAUUAAUUAAACAGGAACUUGUCAAAAGAUAUAAAUUAUGUAGUUCUGGACAAUCAAAAUUACUUGGAGAUAUUACAUUACUACUAAAAUUAAUGGGAGCUGCAUUAUAUGGAAAAUGGAAUCAAAAAGAAUGUGAAAAAAUGGGCUUAAGAUACAAGGCUUUUUUGGAGGCAAAAAAAAUGAGGAAACAAUUAAUAAAAUUGGUAAAUACAAAUUCAGAUGGAGUGAUUGAUGGUGGGGAAAUAAAUGUGGAAGAUGAUUUAGAGCCUCCAUCUGAAAUUCAAUGUAAACAAUUAAGACAGAUUUUAGUUUCAUGUUUACCAGAACGUAUUGCACGGAAAGUGGAGGGAAGUGAUAAUCUGGAUCAAAAUGAUAUACCAAAAGGUGCAUAUUAUUGCCAAAAACUUGAGGAAUAUGUUUUUAUUGAUCCAUCUUCAAUGGUUUAUAAGUCUCAACCUGAAUAUGUAUUGUAUCAAGAAAUUGUUCAAACAAGUGAGAAACGUCUAAUGACAGGAUGUUGUGUAGUUGAUGGUGAAUGGAUUUCUCUUCUAGCUCCAGAAUAUUGUUCAUUCUAUCCUUUUGAAAAUAAAGAUUCUUUGAACAAUAAAGAUGAAGUAGAAAUUUAUAAAUAUAAUGAAAAACUUGGAACUGUUGUUGAACAAGUUAAAUGCUUUUUUUCACCUCAUCAAUGGAAUCUUGGAGUUUGUGAACGUCCACUUCCUGUUAACAUAGUGUUAUAUAAAUUUUUUGCUUAUCACAUUCUUGAAGGAAAUGUUUUAAAACCACUGAAAAAUUACAAAGAAUAUUUGUUAGCUCAGCCUUCUAGUUUACUUAAAAACUGGGCAAAAUUACAAGAAAGAACAGAAGCAUUCAUUAAUAAAUUAAUUGAAAGAGAAGUUUAUCAAAAAUCAAAAUUAAUAAGUUUGUGGAAAAAUGGUGAGAGAGAGUAUUUGUUGGAAGAAUAUUUAAUGUGGUUACCUGAAUCUAUUCAUGAUAAAGUUGCAUUGGAAUGGCCACCUAUUGAAGAAUAA